AUGACGACCGUAGUUUUGAAUCCUGAACAAUUCGCUCAACUUUCACCUCUGCAAAUUAAAGUAAUUGCAGAAACUGCCAUAAAGGAAACUCCAGCCAAAGCUUCGAAUGGAAGUUUGCCAGCAGAAAAUCUUUCGAAUAAAAGUGAAGAAUCUCUUAAUGCCAAAGAAAUCUCAACCCCCACAACCAAAGAAGAAAUAAAACCAGCAGAUGCAGAAUUACAAAUUCCUUCCAAAUCCCAAAUAACACAACCACCACCAGUCAUUCAAAAACCAACAGGAAAAGGACAAGUGAUUGAUGUGGAAGGAAACAAUGCAAGAUCGAGUUAUCAUUUAGCAAUUUUGAUUUCCAUAAUUUUGGCAAUGUUUUGCAUGGUUCCAUUGGCUUUUAUUCCAUUUAGUGUAGUUUAUUUUAGAUUUAGAUCGAAUCCAACCGAAAGUCCACGUGUUUAUGCAUUUUCGGAGAGAUGUCGAUGGAUUGCAAUUGGGGUAUUAUUUUCGAAUGUAUUCAUGUUCUUGGUUGCUGUAAUGAUUGUGUUAAUUGUUCUAUUUUCAAUUGGAAUUUUUAACAGAUAA
Molecule: messenger RNA, 573 nt
Organism: Naegleria gruberi
Lineage: Eukaryota; Heterolobosea; Eutetramitea; Acrasida; Naegleriidae
Exons: 1
Coding region: 1-573 (190 amino acids)
Source: RefSeq, a predicted model, not a curated record